AUGGAAAUAUCAUACAUAUUAACAAUAUUAAUUACAUUCACAGGGACAUUCUUCUCCGCUCACUCAUCUGUGCAGAAGGAAGACCAUGCUCCCUAUUUGGUAUACCUCAAGUCUCACUUCAACCCCUGUGUGGGUAUCCUUAUCAAAAACAACUGGGUGCUGGCCCCAGCUCACUGCUACUUACCAAAUCUGAAAGUGAUGCUGGGAAAUUUCAGGGUCAGAGUCCGAGAUGGGACAGAACAGACAAUUAACCCCAUCCAGAUUAUCCGUUACUGGAACUACAGUCAUACCUCCCCCCAGGAUGACCUCAUGCUCAUCAAGCUGGCUAAACCUGCCAACUACAGCCACAAAGUCCAGCCCCUUUCCCUCGCCACCAGCAGUGUCCGGCCAGGCACCAUCUGUCUGCUUUCAGGUCUGGACUGGAGCCAAGACAACAGUGGCAGACACCCUGAUUUAAGGCAGAACCUGGAGGCCCCUGUGAUGUCUGAUGAAGAAUGCCAGAAAACUGAACAAGGAAAAAGCCACAGGAACUCCUUGUGUGUUAAGUUUAUGAAAGUGUUCAGCCGAAUUUUUGGGGAGGUGGCCGUUGCUACUGUCAUCUGCAAGAACAAGCUCCAGGGGAUCGAGGUCGGACACUUCAUGGGCGGGGAUGUGGGCAUCUACACCGAUGUUCACAAAUAUAUAUCCUGGAUUGAGAGCGUCACUGAAGACAGAUGAGAUCCUACUACUCUUCUGCAUGUCACCGGCUCUGCCACUGACUGUACACGCCACUACCUUCCCCAACUCAAAAUAAAAUC
Molecule: messenger RNA, 797 nt
Organism: Manis javanica (Malayan pangolin)
Lineage: Eukaryota; Metazoa; Chordata; Mammalia; Pholidota; Manidae
Source: RefSeq, a predicted model, not a curated record